CGACGUGCUCGCCCUCCCCAUCUUCAAACAGGAGGAGUCCAACUUGCCUCCAGAAAACGAAAACAAGAUCCUUCCCUUUCAGUAUGUUCUGUGUGCACCUACCUCGCCAGCCAUUAAACUGCAUGAUGAAACACUCACCUACCUCAACCAAGGGCAGUCCUAUGAAAUUCGAAUGCUUGACAAUCGGAAAAUUGGGGAACUUCCAGAAAUCACUGGUAAAAUGGUCAAGAGCAUAAUUCGUGUGGUGUUUCAUGACCGGCGGCUUCAGUACACAGAGCACCAGCAGCUGGAGGGCUGGAGAUGGAACAGACCUGGGGAUCGAAUCCUCGACUUGGAUAUCCCCAUGUCAGUGGGCAUAAUCGACCCCAGGGCUAACCCCACUCAGCUUAACACUGUGGAGUUCCUUUGGGACCCCUCAAAGAGAACCUCUGUUUUUAUCCAGGUUCACUGCAUCAGCACAGAGUUCACCAUGCGAAAGCACGGAGGAGAGAAGGGUGUCCCAUUCCGCAUCCAGAUUGACACUUUUAAAGAGAACGAGAAUGAAGAGUACACAGAGCAUCUCCACUCAGCCUCCUGCCAGGUCAAAGUCUUCAAGCCCAAAGGUGCAGACAGGAAACAGAAGACAGACCGUGAGAAGAUGGAGAAAAGGGCACCACAGGAAAAGGAAAAGUACCAGCCCUCUUAUGAAACUACAAUUCUGACAGAGUGCUCUCCAUGGCCUGAGRUUACGUAUGUCAACAACUCUCCAUCUCCUGGUUUCAAUAACACACAACACAGCUUUCCAGUUGCUGAGGGAAAUGGAUCACCAAACCACCAGCCUGAGCCUGUCGUUCAGGUAGCAGAUAACUUGUUGCCCACAGCGACACCACAGGACGCUCAGCAGUGGCUUCUCAGAAAUCGCUUCUCACCGUUCUGUCGUCUCUUCACCAACUUCUCUGGGUCAGACCUGUUGAAGCUGACCAGGGAGGAUGUUAUUCAGAUCUGUGGUCCUGCAGAUGGUAUAAGACUCUUCAAUGCACUAAAAGGACGGUUGGUUCGUCCGAGGCUGACUAUCUAUGUUUGCCAGGAGUCUCAGCAGGUCCGAGAGCACCCACCAAAACAUGAAAAUGGAGAUGCUGCUGCGAGUACGUUCUUUGUGUAUCACGCUAUUUACCUGGAGGAGCUCACAGCUGUUGAGCUCACAGAGAAACUCGCCCAGCUCUUCAACAUCUCACCCAGACAGAUAAAUCAGAUCUUUAAACAGGGUCCUACUGGCAUCCAUGUGCUGAUCAGUGACGAGAUGAUCCAGAACUUCCAGGAUGAAGUGUGUUUUGUUUUGGACACAAUGAAAGAUGACACAAGUGAUGGGUAUCAUAUCAUCUUAAAGUGAAAACCUGGCCCAAGAGUAUUUUCUUAUAUAGACCCAAUCCAGUCUGCCACCACUAUCUUCAUACUGCUCGCUGAUUUAGGAAUAUGUGAAGACUGUCUGAGUAAACCCUGCUGUGGCAGCUAGGAGGAACAUGGGACUAAUGCACCUUGGCCCCUCUCCCCACUAAACCCCACUGUCUUAAUUCAAAGGAAACAACCACACCAUGGUGAAGUUACAGUCUCCUUUUUGUUCGGCCAUCGUCUCCCAUUAGCCUUUGCGUUUUUUCUCUGUUGCUCACGCCUCAAUGUCAUGAUGGGUGCUGCUGUUGUCAGUUUAGUAUUUGGUGUGUCACAGCUUUGUGCUUUUCAGCUGGCUUCUUGUUGUGCAAACAAUCAAACAAUUUAAAAAAACAUAAAAAGUUGAGACGGUUUUAUCAACAGCACUUGAACUCUCUGUUUGCAAUUCAGAGUUGUGUGUUGGGUUGCCUUACACAAUUAAAGCCAGUCUGCAAGAAACCCAUUAUCAUUAAUACUGUCACAGAAAUACACAUAAAAACUCAAUAACCAUCUAAAUGCAUCAGAACAAUGAGAUGAAACUAGGUUCUGGAAACUAGCUGUUUUUGAAACACUUCAGGUUUCUUUGUUACACAAAUACGUUUUGGACCCUUCAUUGAAACAAAUAAAAGAAACUAGCACAUGUGAGCAUCUUCAAAUAUGACAAAUAAUAUUUGUGUUAUUGGUGGUUGAUCGAUGUGCUUCCCACACCUGUCAGCUUAUUUAGCACAUCAACAUCUCAGUACGUUUGUUUUUAGCCAUUAUUUCCUCAUCGAUUAUAAGCAAUUUGUUUAUUUUUUUAUAAAUUUCUUUAAUAUCUCGUCAUCGUUGUUUUUAGACAUAUUACGAAAAACUGUCAUUUUGAUUCUGUGUAAAAACUAGUUAAUGUUCAGCUCUUUGUACAUGAAAUGCUCAAUAAUUUAGGUGUCAGUUUUUGCUCCAUAUCACCAUCAACAUUAUUAAAAAAACGUAUCAAUGUAA
Austrofundulus limnaeus is the source of this 2382-nucleotide messenger RNA. It is a transcript of the gene tfcp2, whose product is annotated as transcription factor CP2. Gene Ontology annotation, cellular component: nucleus. NCBI's taxonomy places the organism in Eukaryota, Metazoa, Chordata, Actinopteri, Cyprinodontiformes, Rivulidae. The record is from RefSeq and is a predicted model, not a curated record. Gene Ontology annotation, molecular function: RNA polymerase II cis-regulatory region sequence-specific DNA binding; DNA-binding transcription activator activity, RNA polymerase II-specific. Gene Ontology annotation, biological process: regulation of transcription by RNA polymerase II.